Messenger RNA from Haliaeetus leucocephalus (bald eagle), 1887 nucleotides. Its product is annotated as leucine-rich repeat and fibronectin type III domain-containing protein 1-like protein. The record is from RefSeq and is a predicted model, not a curated record. Lineage: Eukaryota; Metazoa; Chordata; Aves; Accipitriformes; Accipitridae. The transcript has 2 exons. Gene Ontology annotation, molecular function: protein binding. The coding region runs from base 1 to 1887 and encodes 628 amino acids.
AUGGAAAGGCUGGUUGUCUAUCUACUGGUUAUUAGCACAGCCGUGAAGGCCAUGAUGUGUCCCAAAAGAUGCAUGUGUCAAAACCUGUCUCCAUCCUUCACAAUUCUCUGUACGAAGACGGGGCUUCUCUUUGUGCCCCCCAGUAUUGACAGGAGGACAGCCGAACUAAGGUUAAUGGAUAACUUUAUUACUACACUUAGGAGAAAAGAUUUUGCAAACAUGACUAAUCUAAUUCAUUUGACACUAUCAAGGAAUACAAUAAGUCAAAUCAUGCCUUAUGCAUUUUUUGAUCUUAAAGGCCUUCACGCCUUACACUUGGAUAGUAAUAGACUGACCUACAUCAAUGAAGAUCAUUUCAAAGGUUUAAUUAACCUUCGACAUUUAAUACUCAGUAACAAUCAAUUAAACUAUAUCUCUCCUGGGUCGUUGGAUGACUUUAUUGAAACAAUUGAAGACCUGGAUCUGUCCUACAACAAUCUUGUUAACGUUCCUUGGGAAACAAUUGCCAAACUUUCUAAUGUCAAUACAGUCAGUUUGGAUCAUAAUCUCAUUGAGUUUGUGCCAGAGGGAAUCUUCUCAAACCUUCACAAACUUGCCCGUCUAGACAUGACCUCCAACAAGUUGAAAAAGAUCCCUCCUGACCCUUUGUUUUCCAGAAUACCAGUGUAUGCCAAGUCUAAAGGAUCUCCGCUCUCAUCCCUUGUGCUUAGCUUUGGAGGGAAUCCUUUGCACUGCAACUGUGAACUCGUGUGGCUGAGACGUCUCACCAGAGAAGAUGAUCUAGAAACCUGCGCCUCUCCACCAGAACUGAUGGGCAAAUACUUUUGGUCUAUUAAAGAGGAGGAAUUUGUCUGUGAACCCCCAAUGAUAACGCAUCGAACCCCAAAACUAACAGUGACGGAAGGCCAAAGUGUCUCUUUGAAGUGCAAAGCUGUUGGCGAUCCAGAUCCCUACGUUCGCUGGAUCUCACCUGAUGGGAAGCUGGUCUCUAACACGUCCAGGACGAUUUCUUAUGAGAAUGGUACUCUGGAUAUUUUGGUUACUUCUUUGACUGACAAGGGCACGUUCACCUGCAUAGCAUCAAAUGCUGCGGGAGAGUCGACGGCUCCAGUUGAACUCCUCGUUACCCCGUACCCUAACCUUGCUAACAGCACCAACUGCGAUAAAGAUGCGGAGCCUGGCCCCUCAGAUAUUCUCAUAUCUGCCAAGUCCAGCUUUCCAAACGAAACGAAGGCUCAGCAAGAGAAGGUGGUCGUGGUUGCUGAGCUGACAUCAUCUUCUGCUCUUAUCCAGUGGCCUUCUCAGCAUCACCUCCCUGGGAUUCGAAUGUACCAGAUUCAGUAUAACAGUUCUGCUGACGACAUACUAGUGUACAGGAUGAUUCCAGCUGCUAGUAAAUCCUUCUUCUUGACUGAUCUGGUUGCAGGACGUGAGUACGACCUCUGUGUUCUUGCUGUUUAUGAUGACGGAUUGACAUCUUUGACCGCAACCAGAGUGAUCGGAUGCGUGCAGUUUACAACCCAGGAAGAAUACAAACAGUGCCGAUCCCUUCACGCGCAGUUUCUUGGAGGAACCAUGAUCAUCAUUAUUGGGGGUAUCAUUGUGGCUUCGGUUCUUGUUUUCAUCUUCAUUCUCCUCAUGAAAUAUAAAGUCUACAACAACCACCACAAAAAUAAAACUACUAAAGUUAAUAAUGUCUGCUCUCAAACCAAUGGAAGCCAAAGUGGCUCGAUGGCUCGAUCCACUUCUAAACUUGCAGAGAGGCGGGAAAGUUUGCACCAGGAAUGCUCGGGCUCUUCCAUCAAAGGAAAAACUGUUGUAGAUUUGGAUUGUGAAAAAGUGACUCCAACCAACACAACCUUUUUAACAACGGAUCCGUUAUCUUAA